Messenger RNA from Syzygium oleosum, 3055 nucleotides. Its product is annotated as mechanosensitive ion channel protein 10-like. NCBI's taxonomy places the organism in Eukaryota, Viridiplantae, Streptophyta, Magnoliopsida, Myrtales, Myrtaceae. The coding region runs from base 285 to 2645 and encodes 786 amino acids. Gene Ontology annotation, cellular component: plasma membrane. Gene Ontology annotation, biological process: detection of mechanical stimulus; monoatomic anion transport; transmembrane transport. Gene Ontology annotation, molecular function: mechanosensitive monoatomic ion channel activity. The transcript has 7 exons. The record is from RefSeq and is a predicted model, not a curated record.
ACAGACCAUUUUUGCUGUUCUUUGUUUUUGGUUUUUAUAAUGAAUGCUGUUCUUGGAAAGCCGUGCAUGGUUGAUGUUUAUCAUUUUAAAUACGCUCCAUCAUGAGUUCUAGCACUGUCUGAACAAGAGUUUAAUUAACAAGCUUCUUGCUCUGUUCUUGGCGAAGUGAGCUCAACGGAGUAACACUGGCAAGCCCGCGGUAGUCUUUGUUGAGAGUCUGAACUUGAACUGAAGCCUUGUAAGCGGUGAAGUUUUGAACUUUUGGAACGUGUCCUGAAUCAUGAAUGGAUUCUAGAGGAGAACUUCUAAAAGGCAGCGAAAUCACCAUGUCGGAGGAAAGGAAUGUCAAUGGAAAUGAAGUAAUUGUGACCAUCUCGACUGAAGAGGAAGCAAAAGCUGUGACUGAGGGCAAGGGCCUAAAAGGGUCGUCGUCUUCCAAGGGGUUGGAAACUGCCGCUCCAAAACAAACCCAGGUGGAUUCUCCCUGCAAGGCAUCGAGUGAAUCGAGCGCCGGUGUCGCAAAAUCAGCUCCAAUGAGCUGCCGGUCUCCCGAAAUUGCCAGUCUCAGCCCUAGCCGGAAUAAGCCGCCUAAACCUCCCAAUGCUAACGAAGCUCUUGUUAGGAAAAGGACUCUCAGCAGGUCGGUGUACUCGAAACCGAAGUCAAGGUUUGGGGAGCAACCGUGUCCUUUUGAUGCCAGUAUGUUUGAAGAAGAGCGCAAUGCAUUGUUGCAAGAAUCAUUUAAUCGGGGAUCGCCCAAUAACAGAUCAACGCAUUCAGCCUGGAAUGUUCCCGUCACUCCGAAGACACCAUUCAUGGCAUCUCCAGGACCAGCUGGAGGAGGAGGUGAAGAGGAGGAUGACGAAGAGAUCUACAAAAAAGUCACUCUUGAAUUGAGCAAAGCAAAGCAUAAGAGGAUAAAGACCAAGGCUUUGGUUGAAUGGACCGUGUUUUUUCUCAUUCUCGGGUGCUUGGUGGCUAGUUUAACGGUUGAUCAAUUGGAAGCAUCUAAGCUAUGGGGUUUAGAGAUGUGGAAGUGGUGUGUACUUGUAAUGGUGCUAUUCUCUGGCAUGUUGGUUACCAAUUGGGUGAUGCAUUUCGUAGUUUUCUUGAUUGAGAGGAAAUUUUUACUUCGGAAAAAGGUACUCUACUUCGUUCAUGGUUUGAAGAAGAGUGUUCAAGUUUUCACUUGGUUGGCCUUCGUUCUUCUCACGUGGGUACUGUUAUUCAAUCGAGGCGUCAGGAGGUCAAAGAUUGCCAAUAAGGUUUUGGAUUGCAUAACCUGGACUCUCGUCUCGAUUCUUAUCGGUUCAUUUCUAUGGUUCUUAAAGACUUUACUGCUGAAGAUAUUAGCAUCGAGUUUCCAUGUUACUACAUUCUUCGAUCGAAUUCAAGAAUCGAUCUUCCAUCACUACGUUUUGCAAACCUUAUCCGGGCAGCCUCUUAUAGAGGAGGGUGAGAGGGUGGGGAGAGAACCUAGUGUUGGCCACUUUAGUUUCAGAACUAUGAAGAAAGGUAAAAUGGGAAAGGAGAAGAAGGUGAUUGAUAUGGGGAAGAUUCAUAAGAUGAAGCAAGAAAAGGUUUCGGCUUGGACGAUGAAGAUGUUGGUCGAUGCAGUGACAAGUUCGGGCCUGUCUACCCUAUCGAAUACGUUGGAUGAGAGCGCCGAUGAUGGAGGAGCUGAGCAAGCGGAUAAGGAGAUAACGAGCGAGAUGGAAGCGAUGGCCGCUGCAUAUCACAUUUUCAGAAACGUCGCUGUGGCGGGUUGCAAGUACUUCGAUGAAGACGAUCUUCAAAGAUUCAUGAUCAAGGAAGAGGUGGAUCUUGUCUUCCCAUUGCUUGAAGGAGCAGAAACUGGACGAAUCGACAUUAAAUCUUUGACAAACUGGGUGGUGAAGGUUUAUCAAGGCCGUAAAGCGCUGAUACAUGCUUUAACUGACACGAAAACAGCAGUAAAGCAAUUGAACAAGCUUGUGACAGGAAUAUUGAUCGUUAUUCCCAUCAUCAUAUGGCUUCUUUUGAUGGAAAUUGCUACGACCAAAGUACUAGUCCUGCUUUCUUCACAGUUUGUUGUCGCGGCUUUCAUCUUUGGCAACACAUGCAAGACAAUAUUUGAGGCUAUCAUCUUUGUAUUCAUUAUGCAUCCAUUUGAUGUUGGCGAUCGAUGCGUUAUUGAUGGUGUUCAGUUGAUGGUGGAGGAGAUGAAUAUCUUGAACACUGUCUUCUUGAAGCUCGAUAAUGAAAAAAUCUACUAUCCAAAUUCGGUUUUGGCUACGAAACCUAUAAGUAAUUACCACAGAAGCCCUGACAUGGGUGACAAAGUGGAGUUCUCGAUUGAUUUCAUGACUCCAUUGGAAAGAAUCGGAGCAAUGAAAGAGAAAAUAAGAAAGUACUUGGAGAAAAAUCCGCAACAUUGGCACCCGAACCACAAUGUGAUGGUGAGUGAGAUCGAGAAUGUGAACAAGAUUAAGAUCGGGCUCUACGUCAAUCACACGAUGAACUUCCAAGAUUACGCAGAGAAGGGCAGGCGGAGGACUGAACUAGUCAUCGAGUUGAAAAGAAUUUUCGACGACUUGAAUAUUAGAUAUAAUCUCCUUCCUCAAGAGGUCCAUCUGUGCCAGAGUGAGAAUAAGAAACAGGCGUGAAGGGCAGGCGAUGAUUGCGUUUGGCUGUUGAAGUCUCUGACAAUCUGGCAAAAUCUUCGUCCGCUUGCUGGUUAAUGAGAUGACUAGUUUUUUCCAUAGAUUGGGCUUACGUAAUUGUUCUUUUCACGUAGCAAUGGAGCGAGGCCUACGGAAGACGGUCGUAUUGCCUCAGGCAUGCGAGGCGUGUCAAGACUAUCAAUAGACCAAUUGAUACGCGAUGACUGGGGAUUGCAAAGCAUACCUAAAACUUGUUCAUCCUUUGGAUGUUUAGCGAUAGGUUUUUUGAUAUUUUGGCUUGGUGAAUCGGUCGUGGUUAGAUUUUGAAACAUUAAGGCUGGCAGGUACGAACGAUGUCAGUGAAUGUAAUCUACCUCUUAUUUACCUCAAGUAUGAGUUAUUGCUCAGCCAAA